CCCCUCCCGUCGUGUCAGUGUAGCGGAUCGGCAAGGAAAUCAUCAAGUUACGACUCACGAUGCUGGCCAUUAAUUUCUUCUCUAUUGUGUUGGGCUUCGCGCUCUUCCUCGGAACAUCAGGUGAUUAUGUCGCUGACCUUUCCCUCUUGGCCUUUACCGGCACGCCGGUCGGCAAGGUCGUCCCAUUCGAUGGCCUCGAUCUCUAUGUUUCAAUGCCACGGAACCAGAGCGGCAAAACCAACGGCACAACAGCGCGAACCCGGUUUGGGGUUCUACUGUUGACUGAUAUCUACGGGAUCCAAUCAAGGGAGAACAAACUUCUCGUCGAUAGCUUCGCGCGCGCGGGCUACGUGGCAGUCGCCCCAGACCUGUUCGAGAACAAACCGAAAUCCGAGGACCCCAUGGCGAGCUUCAACGGGACCGAGUUCUUUAGAGCGCAUGGUCCUGCCGUCACCGACCCGAAAGUCGAGAAGACCAUCGCCUACAUGCGUGACAAGAUGGACAUACAGAAGAUUGCGUCUACGGGAUACUGCUUCGGUGGUCGCUACGCCUUCCGCGCUCUAGGGUUGGCUCAAAAUAAGGGUGUGCAAGUGGCCUUCGCUGCUCAUCCAACUCUGCUGGGGGACGACGAAAUCAAAGCCAUCAAAGGGCCGGCUAGUUUGGCCCUUGCUGAGGAUGACAAAACUAUGCUGCCCAAGAGGAGAGUCGAGAUCGAGGCGGCAAUGGGCACAACAGGCCAGCCAUAUACAAUCACACUCUACGGUGGGACGCCGCACGGGUUUGCCACAAACCCCGACCUCAGCAUCCCCGUGCAAAAGGCCGCGAAGGAAGACGCGUUUCUGCAAGCUGUGCGGUUCUACGAGACUUGGCUAUGAAUAGGGUGCACGUUGAGGGGGCUCGGGUAUGUGUUGGUGUCUCGCCAGUAUAUAAUACAGUAAUGCCGGAUACCCGUCGAGCCAAGCGUUCUCUUGACGGGGGCUGCGAGGAUUGAUGUACAAAAAAUCAUUACAG
This is a messenger RNA of Colletotrichum destructivum, 1011 nucleotides long. Its product is annotated as Putative dienelactone hydrolase, alpha/Beta hydrolase. The transcript is spliced from 4 exons. Gene Ontology annotation, molecular function: hydrolase activity. NCBI's taxonomy places the organism in Eukaryota, Fungi, Ascomycota, Sordariomycetes, Glomerellales, Glomerellaceae. The coding region runs from base 60 to 875 and encodes 271 amino acids. The record is from RefSeq and is a predicted model, not a curated record.